CUAGUAUGGAUCCAGUAACAGCUGGUGUCGGGGCGUAAUGACCUUUUGUCUCCCGGCGGUCAGGUACGGAGAGGGGGGCGGAGACUCACAAGAAGCCGCUUCAUAUCAGACUCGUCCCAGCGGCGUCCCGGACAACAAAUGGCCGUGAACCGUCUAAAAGGGAGCGUGUGAGCCAGGUUUCUUUUUAUUUUCUCAGCACAGGACUACAGUAAGUGCUGUCUCCAUGUAGGUUGAAGGGGGCAAGGAGCGCUCUGAAUCCUCACACUCUUUUACGUUUUACCCAUCUGGCGGAAGGAUGCGAGAGUCCCGCUGACACCACGGAGAGAUACACGCUGAGACCUAGUAUGGCUGUGGACGCGGCGUCCAGCUUCAGCUUUUGCCGUGCCUCCCUGGAGCACACGCUGUCCGCUGAAGAGCUGAGCUACCAGCUGCCGCGUCGCGCCGGAGGCAGCAACCUGACCUGGCACGACGGCCGCGGCCAGAAGACAGCACACACGCGCACCGUCAAACUCCUGCAGCAGCCCGGCACAGAGGGCAUCCAGUUGCGUCCAGGCGAGGCCUUCACUGUGUAUCACACCAGUCCUACUCUGUCCUGUCUGUCCAAACCUGUGGUGCUGUGGACUCAGCAGGACGUCUGCAAGUGGCUUAAGAAACACUGUCCUCACAACUACCUGACCUAUGUAGAGGCCUUCUCCCAUCAUGCCAUCACAGGCCGGGCAUUGCUGCGUUUGAAUGGGGAGAAGCUGGAGAGAAUGGGAAUCAUUCAGGAGACACUGAGGCAGGAGGUCCUUCAACAAGUCCUCCAGCUACAGGUCAGAGAGGAGGUCCGCAACCUGCAGCUCCUUAGUAGAACCUCCUUUGGAAACUUCUCUUAGGUCAUCCUUGGAUCCAUUUGGCAGCCCCCUUUCCCUCAUCCCCUGGCCACAAUACAUCUCCAGGAGCCACAGAAGAGCUGCUGUCUUCAGAUAUGCGAGCAAAGAAUCUGCAAGUGAAGGGAGGGGAAGGGGCAGGGGGGCGAUCCAAAAGACGACAUGCCAACGCAGUCUGGAGGAUUCUCAUUCAACACGGCCAAUCUGGUUUACAGACACUGAGACUGAGACAAAGCCCUGCUCAAGGCAGGGGAGCCAACUGUAGCAUAGUGAUGAGAUGUAAGAUGCACAACACGGGUGAUGAUGUAAGGCCUUUCACUGGUAUAUGCUUGAUAGCAGAAAGUCUCUUUUUCAUUUCUUUUUUUUAUUGAGAUCAGAAUGAUUAUUGGCAGAUUUUUCACAUGUGCACAGACUCUGGCAUGUUUAUAACAUCCCAACCUUUGAACUUAUUGAUGAUGAAAUAAUUUGUUGGAAAAAUCGUGCUAUCAUUUGGCAACUUUAUCGAAAGUGAGGAAAACUCUUUGUCAAUUUCCAUUUUUUAUGAAACUACAACUCUUCCCCUUUUACAAAGAAUAUUAAAAGCAUUUAAGUGUUACCAGUACAAUCCUGAUCAAUUCUUCACGUACGGCUCACACUGCAUUUUCCUCUCUUAUUUGCGGCAUUUGAGGAUCAGCGUUCAAGCAGAAUGUCAUUCUUACAAUCAGUUUUUUAAUGUCGUGACUGAUCUGCAGUGAGAAAUUAGACAAACAUAAACACUAUGAGCGUUGUAGAAUACUAUAAAUCGUGUAUACUGUUGCAGUACCUUUAGUCUUUUAUUAAUGGGGUGAAUCUAGAAAGCGUAGAGUUGACGCGAUAACCUGUAAAGCAAUAAUUUCGAUGGUUAAAGGCAGAGGAAAGUAAUCGUAUGGGAUAGUAAUCAAAUCUUUUUUACUGACAUGAAAAAGUUACUGUGAUGAGAUCUUCCAGCCUUGUAGCUUCUGCCCCUCACGUGUGCUACUGUAAACUGUGUGGCAUUUAUUGCACACAUAUACAAAAAAAGAAGAAAAAAAAGGACGAGCCUCUGUGGUUAUCCUCCCACUCUCUGUCCCUCGUGGUCCCUUCUGUGAUUUCAAACGCUCAGAAAUCAAGAUACCAUGACAGUUACCAUAACUGCAAGAUUUCCAGUGUGACUGAAGUGAGCACCUUUGAUGUCACUGAGGCUUCACAGAAAGCUUCACAGUGACAAUGUUUAACUCGUAUGAUGAAUAUAAUAUAAGAUGACCAGAUGAAUAUAUGAAACGUCCAACAAACAAAAAGUUCCCUCUCCAACAUCUUCUAAUCUAAUCCCUCCUUUGACAGAGAGUCUUUGGUAAUGCAAGUAACUGACUGUUAAGGGAGAAGACACACUGAGUUAUUAUUUUUAGAUAUCCAGAUGUACUGUAAAUAUGAACUCUUUUGGUUGAUGGACUGUUUGACAUGAAAAAGGUACAAAUGAACAUAUUUAUCUGCUUUACAGAUGUGAAGAAAUACUGUAAGGAAUAUGUUGAAAGUUGUCUUUUUAGAUUAAACUAAUUUGAAUUGUU
Notolabrus celidotus (New Zealand spotty) is the source of this 2431-nucleotide messenger RNA. It is a transcript of the gene samd10b, whose product is annotated as sterile alpha motif domain containing 10b. The transcript has 5 exons. Gene Ontology annotation, biological process: cell surface receptor protein tyrosine kinase signaling pathway. Bases 345 to 875 code for a protein of 176 amino acids. NCBI's taxonomy places the organism in Eukaryota, Metazoa, Chordata, Actinopteri, Labriformes, Labridae. Gene Ontology annotation, molecular function: protein binding. The record is from RefSeq and is a predicted model, not a curated record. Gene Ontology annotation, cellular component: cytoplasmic side of plasma membrane.